Molecule: messenger RNA, 738 nt
Organism: Ilex paraguariensis (yerba mate)
Lineage: Eukaryota; Viridiplantae; Streptophyta; Magnoliopsida; Aquifoliales; Aquifoliaceae
Source: the annotation of a GenBank genome assembly
AUGCUUCAUCAUCAAAGCCUACUUCGUGAACGCAUCAGUGCUUCAUCAUCAACGCCCCGGGGGUCAAAUUUCGCUCUGUUCAUUCACACAGUGAAGUUCUUUCCUGGAGUUUUCUACCAUGGCAAGGUCACUGCAGUCAUACCUAUAAUCGGUCGCAUAUUACCGUUCUUUGCCAAACCUGCAUUCUGGCAUGAGACAUUCAGUUUAAUGGAUGACAUUAUACUAGCCUGGAAAUCCAGUUUUGUAACUAGUUGUCCUAAACUGGCUGCAUUGCCGAAGGGUUACACCCGUGCUGUGCUUUCACUCCUUGUUGGAGCCAAUAGGCUCUGCUUGGGUUCCAUGGACAAGACAAUGAGAGUAUGGGACCUCCAAACUUUGCAGUGUAUCCAGAUACUUAAUGGUCAUGCUGAUGUUGUGAUGUCGGUCCUUUACUGGGAUAGCUUCUUGUUAUCUGGGCCCCUGGACAGUACAAUUAAGGUUUGGGCUGCAACUGAAAGUGGGAACUUGGAAGUAGUAUAUGAACAUAAUGAAGAGCAUACCAUGCUGAUGCCAAAGCCUAUUCUGCUUUGCUCAUGUAAUGACAAUACCGUCAGCCUAUAUGACUUGCCAAUACUUAUUGAAAGGGGAAGAAUAUAUGCAAAGCUGGAAGGUCUAGCUAUUCAGAUAGGCCAUGGGGGCCUCUUUUUCACAGGAGAAGCAACCAGGCAGCUGUUUGUCAGGAAUUGCUUGGCGAGGUAA